Messenger RNA from Antechinus flavipes (yellow-footed antechinus), 1116 nucleotides. RefSeq names its product dynactin subunit 3 (gene DCTN3). The record is from RefSeq and is a predicted model, not a curated record. Gene Ontology annotation, biological process: cytoskeleton-dependent cytokinesis. The transcript is spliced from 7 exons. Lineage: Eukaryota; Metazoa; Chordata; Mammalia; Dasyuromorphia; Dasyuridae. Gene Ontology annotation, cellular component: dynactin complex. The coding region runs from base 39 to 599 and encodes 186 amino acids.
UCCCGCCUCCUGAGUGUAUCCUGGUUCUGGCUGAAGCGAUGGCGGCUCUGACAGAAGUGCAGCGGUUACAGGCCCGGUUAGAGGAGCUGGAACGCUGGGUGUACGGGGCGGGCGGGGCGCGCAAUUCGCGGAAGGUAGCUGAUGGCUUGGUUAAAGUACAGGUGGCUUUGGGGAACAUUUCCAGCAAAAGAGAGAGGGUUAAAGUCCUGUUUAAAAAGAUUGAAGACCUGAUAAAAUACCUGGAUCCUGAGUACAUCGAUCGUAUUACUGUUCCUAAUGCUGCCAAAUUGCAAUUCAUCUUAGCAGAGGAGCAGUUUAUUCUCUCCCAAGUGGCACUCCUGGAGCAGGUGGAGGCUCUGGCUCCCCUUCUGGACAGCUCUCACAUCAAAGCUGUUCCCAAGCAUGCUGCCCGGCUGCAGGCCCUGUCACAGAUCCACAUCCAGCAGCAGGAUCAGUGUGAGGAAGUCACUGAAGCGACCAAGGCCCUCCUAGAAGAGUACAACAAGAUGACCAUUCUCCUCUCCAAGCAAUUUGUCCAAUGGGAUGAACUAUUGUCCCAGCUGGAGGCAGCAAAACAAGUAAAACCAGCAACAGAGUGAGGGAAGGCAUUUGUUGGAUGACUCCCUUCCUAGAACAUGUUCCCUACUCAGGGUCCUCUGUUUCCCUGUAUUUAAUGUUUCGGUCAUUCAUCCAGGUGGAUGUGACCCACCUAUCCUGUCUCUCCCCACCCCCUCCCACUUCCAGCUUUAUAUCUUCUCCUUCAGUGUGGAUUGACCAUGUUUUUAUUAGAGUUUGGGAGAAGGAACUUAAGGGGUUACUAUUCUUUAGUCAGCUCCAGUUUGAAAGUAGGAGAAGAAUGUCUGGCAGUCCUUGUCUUUCACUUACUAUAGCUGGAAGUUCUAGGAGGUGCGGGGGGAGGGAGGGAGGAGUAGGGGAUCAGAAGUCAAGGUGACUUGCAGAGAUACAGGCCUUGUCUCUGGAAAGCAGAGUUCCUUUUUUCUUCUGUAUUGCUAUUUUCCCCUACACUCAAGUUACCCCAUAACUUAUGUCACACAAUAAAAAUCCAAACUAUUGUCCUUAUUACUGUAAUAAUAAAGAACUAACACAGAAAACAAA